AUGAAGAGGGCUGCUGGCACGCUGAAGAAUAUCACUCUUGAAAUCGGCGGUAAAUCGCCGCUCCUCGUUUUCCCAGAUGCGGAUACGGAACAGGCCAUCAAGUGGUCUCACGUGGGGAUCAUGUCAAACAAAGGCGAGAUCUGCACUGCUACAUCGCGGAUUUUCGUCCACCGCGAUAUCAUGGAGAAAUUCACUGCCGAUUACAAGGCAGCAGUGGAGGGAGUGAAAAUUGGUGAUCAGUGGGAUCAGUCUGUCUUUCAGGGGCCGCAGGUGACACGCGUGCAAUAUGAUCGUAUCCUCGCCUACUUCCAGAUUGCUAAGAGCGAGGGGGCAAUUAUUCUCACUGGAGGUGCGGCACAUAAGCCAACUGAUGCGAAGAACGAGAACGGGUACUUCAUUCAACCCACCGUCAUUAUUAAUGCGACCGACUCUAUGCGCAUUGCCCGUGAAGAAGUGUUCGGUCCGGUAGUGGUGAUUUUCCCCUUCCAUGAUGAGGAAGAAGCUAUCCGUCGCGCCAACGAUACUACUUACGGUCUUGGUGCGUCUGUGUUCACGUGCGACUUGGAGCGCGCACACCGCAUAGCUGCGGAGAUUGAGUCUGGUAUGGUGUGGAUUAAUAGUAGCCAAGACUGCGAUCCGCGUAUUCCUUUCGGUGGUGUGAAGCAGAGUGGUAUUAGGCGGGAGUUGGGUGAGGCGGGCCUAGAGGCAUAUAGUCAAACUAAGGCUGUCAAUGUAAAUAUGGGGACCACGUUAUGA
Messenger RNA from Penicillium paradoxum, 756 nucleotides. RefSeq lists its product as uncharacterized. Bases 1 to 756 code for a protein of 251 amino acids. NCBI's taxonomy places the organism in Eukaryota, Fungi, Ascomycota, Eurotiomycetes, Eurotiales, Aspergillaceae. Gene Ontology annotation, molecular function: oxidoreductase activity, acting on the aldehyde or oxo group of donors, NAD or NADP as acceptor. The record is from RefSeq and is a predicted model, not a curated record. The transcript has a single exon.